This is a messenger RNA of Miniopterus natalensis, 2715 nucleotides long. RefSeq names its product growth factor receptor bound protein 2 (gene GRB2). Gene Ontology annotation, molecular function: protein binding. NCBI's taxonomy places the organism in Eukaryota, Metazoa, Chordata, Mammalia, Chiroptera, Miniopteridae. The record is from RefSeq and is a predicted model, not a curated record.
GAUCCUAGCCACUUCUCUCAAUCAUCCGUCUUCUGAUUCAGGGUGGCAUUGUGUGUCCCGGAGUGCAGGAGCCAGUCCCAGAAGAGAGGCGAGGCUGAGCCCAAAGCGCUGGGUUGCUUCAGCAGGGAAGUCUCCCUUCCCCCUGCUUCGGGCUGCUGAGCACUGAGCAGCGCUCAGAAUGGAAGCCAUCGCCAAAUAUGACUUCAAAGCCACUGCAGACGACGAGCUGAGCUUCAAAAGAGGGGACAUCCUCAAGGUUUUGAAUGAAGAAUGUGAUCAGAACUGGUACAAGGCAGAACUCAACGGGAAAGAUGGCUUCAUUCCCAAGAAUUACAUAGAAAUGAAACCACAUCCGUGGUUUUUUGGCAAAAUCCCCAGAGCCAAGGCAGAAGAAAUGCUUAGCAAACAGCGGCAUGACGGGGCCUUCCUCAUCCGAGAGAGUGAGAGUGCUCCUGGGGAUUUCUCCCUCUCUGUCAAGUUUGGAAAUGACGUGCAGCACUUCAAGGUGCUCCGAGACGGAGCCGGAAAGUACUUUCUCUGGGUGGUGAAGUUCAGUUCUUUGAAUGAGCUGGUAGAUUAUCACAGGUCCACGUCCGUCUCCAGAAAUCAGCAGAUAUUCCUCCGGGACAUAGAACAGGUGCCACAGCAGCCGACGUACGUGCAGGCGCUCUUUGACUUUGACCCCCAGGAGGACGGAGAGCUGGGGUUCCGCCGGGGAGACUUUAUCCACGUCAUGGAUAACUCGGACCCCAACUGGUGGAAGGGGGCCUGCCAUGGGCAGACCGGCAUGUUUCCCCGCAAUUACGUCACCCCUGUGAACCGGAAUGUCUAGGAAUCAAGAAGAGAUUAUUUAAAGAAAGUGAAAAAUGCAGACACCUACAGAAGAAUUAGACCCACAGCUGCCUCCGACAGCAGCCGUGCGGGAGCCCCGGACACCUGGCCGGGCGCCUGGCGACCCUCUCGCCUGGUUGGAACUUUGGGGGGUGGGAGGGGAGUUGGAUAUAACAAUGCCAAAACUUACCUAUAAAUUAAGGAAAAGAGUUUUUAUUACAAAUUUUCACCGCUGCUCCUAGUCCUCUGUCCUUUCACCUUUUCUCUCCUGUCAGUGCAUGACGUUUAAUACCACAUAAGCUCUAGCUGAUACCAAUAAAAGAAAAGAAACUGAGUGGGCUGGUAUCUUCUCUAUGCAGAAAUGUCUUGUAGCCGGAACGACCGAAAGGACAGCCAUUGCUGGGUUCUCCGUGGACUCGCGAGCAUGGCGGGGAGCCCUUUCUCUGUAGCCCGCCAGAGGGCGAGGGCUAGUCAGGCUCUGCCCAGUAGCCCCCACCCGUGCAUUCUGUCAAAGCUGGAAGUGGGGGUGGAAGGAAGGAUGCCGCCCCUCAUGACUCCCUUAGAAAGCUAAACUGAAAACCUGUGUCUCUCUCCCAAGUCGUUUUCCCUCCCAAAUGGUGUCACCCAGCAUGUUGUUUUCAUGGUGCCUUUUCCUUAUUUCAAGGGUUGCUUAUGAAGGGUGUUUUCUCUUUGGUUUGUUUUACAAUAAGUUAAAGACAGUCCAGAGCUCUUCGGCCCAUUGGCCUCCUCCUCUGUGUAAUACUUCUCCUUGGUGGGGAGGGAACAGGGUAGAGAAGGGGGUGAGCAGGAGGGGGGUGGGUCUGCUGCCUGUCCUGAGCAGGAGUUGCUGAGGUUCAGCAUUAAUACCUGUGAGCCCCCCCGGAGUAGAAGGGAAGCCCGCGUGUCUGGAAUCUCUGCCCGGGGAGCAGUGUGACCAGCUGGCGGGGCAGGAGGACUGGCUGCAGCUUUGCCCGCACUGGACUGGGUCUGGCUGAAGGGGUCAGCGUCCUUGGCCUUGCCAUCUCAGGUGUUGUAUGCCCCCCGGAAACCCCCUGACUCAAACCCUGGAGCCAGCAAGUUUCGAACAAGGAAAGCCCGGGGAGUUUAAACUGUCUCGCUCUCCCUCUGCCAGGAUGUACGGUGUUCCUGCACUGGGUAGAAAUGAGUCUUCCCUUCCUCUGCCUGGCUCUGAAAACCAGGGUGUCUGUUCAUGCCUUUUAUCUUUUGUAUCCCCACCUAACCUCCCAGGUGAGCCUUAGGGCAGCAUUCAAGAAGCAGCUGGGUGGUUUUCAUGUCUCCAUUCACAGCGGGCUGUGUUUAUAGCUGCUCCACCCCAGCCCCAAAAAGGAAAUGUCUCCGUGAACAGGGAGAGCAGAGGGAAGACUGGAGAUACAGGAAGCCCGAGUCCACUAAAGAGCUCUGUCCGUCUCCUGUCAGCUUCUUGUCCCUCGGAGCCAUGUGCCUGUGAACUCUCUCUCCACCCAGUCCCCUUCUCACAACACAACCAGGCCAGGAGUUGGCGACGGCCUUGGGUUCCAGAGCGGUCGUUGGAGUCUCCCUGGACUCUGGUUAUGGAGCUGGACUCGGGGCCCAGGAGGCGGCUGCUCUUCUGGACAGAGACCUCGACCUCUCCUCCCUCCCUGACAGCUUCCCCUUUCCUCGCUGGUGAUCAGGGGAGCUGGCAUUCUACACCUGGACCACGUGAUUGUUUGAUUUUGGAGUUGGUGUAUAUCAUGAAGCCUUGCUGAACUAAGUUUUGUGUGUAUAUAUUUAAAAAGAAAUCAGUGUUUAAAUAAAAAUACCUAUGUACUUAACCUUUAACUGCGAAUAGAAUUUGGUAGGUAGUGAUUAACUGUGAAUAAUAAACAUACAAUGACUUCUUCA